UCGAUAUUUUUUUUCAUCAACUGUUGAGGGCAAGUAAUCUCAAAUAUAUAGUUAUAUGGAAGUUUGGGGAGCAAAAACUGUUUCAGUAUUAUCAUGCAGUCUAUAAAAUAAGAGCGUAAUUAUAUAUUAUGGUAAAUUUGUAUUUUGUUUUACCAAACACGGUUGCACCUCACCUACAAAUUAAAAACACAGUUGCACCUGCCUUUUAUGCGUGCUUUUGGCCAAGCAUAAUCAUCAACCUGCCUAUGAUGCAAUGUAUAGAAAAAAAAAUCAUUUCUUGUUCAUUCGUGUCUAUCCCUCUUCUGUCAGCAUAAAAAAAUUAUCACACUUAACACAUUUGUUUACUUAUGUACCACAUGUAGGUGACACGACUAAAAUGUGGAGGAUUUGUGGUUGGGUUUCAUAUGUGCCAUAACAUAAGCGAUGGCUUUGGCAUGUUAAAUUUCAUCAGAGCUAUAGCUGACAUCGCACGGGGGGAGGCAUUACCGACCAUAUUUCCUUUGUGGAAUAGGGAGCUCUUUACUAUGUUUUUCCCACCCCGUAUCUCACACGUGCAUUUAGCAUAUGAGGCACUACGUGAUGGUAAUCUCGGCAAUGAUAUAAUGCAAUCCACACCACCUGGUGCUAUGGUAGGCCAAUACUUUCUUUUUGGCCCAACAGAGAUAUCUGCCAUGAGAAGCCAUCUCUCUGCACACCUUAGACAGUCCAGUACCAUAUUCGAACUAAUAUCUGGAGCAAUAUGGAAAUGCCGCACAGCUGCAUUGGAUUAUUCUCCUGGACAACUUGUGCGUUUCAUGUUCACUUUAAAUUCUCGUGGCAAGUGGAAACGCAACCCACCAGUCCCUCAAGGUUACUAUGGUUGUGGUCUCGUCCUUCCUGUUGCAGAAACAUUGGUUGCUGACUUGUGCGGAAAUCCUCUUGAGUAUGCAGUUCAGCUCGUGCGCAAGGCUAAGUUUAAUGUGACUGAUGAGUACAUCAAAUCAACCGUGGACAUGAUAGCUUCCCGUAAGUGGCCAUCGCUUGUUGUAGAUCGAACAUAUGUUGUGUCUGAUAUAACAACCAUUGGAGAGGACAAGAUAGACUUUGGGUGGGGGAAGCGAGUUGGGGGUGGCAUACCAAUGGCAGGAGACAUCAUGUCCAAGCUAUUAAGCUAUUUUAUGAAGUGCAAGAAUGCUGAUGGUGAAGAUUGUGUUGUGGUGCCGAUGUACUUGCCAAGCAUAAUAAUGGAUAGGUUUGCAACGGAGAUCUCGGUUUGGUCAAGGAAACAAGGAAACAAAUUCAUCGUGAAUGCAUUUAAUUAGGCGACUUUAAAAUACUACCUCUGUUCCAAGAUACAGUUGUUUCUUACAAAGAAUAAGCAACAGGGCAUUCUGUCUUGAUUGAUAGCUAGAAAUAACUAUAUUUCGGGAUAUAGGGAGUAGCAAAUAAUGGUACAAGGUUAUUUGAAAUAAUAAUUAAUUACUCCUUCUUUUUAAUAUAUAACGCCGUUAACUUUUUGACCAUUCAUCUUAUUCAAAUAAUCUAUAUAACUAUUACUUAUUUUAUUGUGGUUUGAUUUAUCGUUAAAUAUUAUCAAGCAUGACUUCAAUUUUUCUAUAUUUACAAAAAAAUUUGAACAAGACGAAUGGUCAAAUAUUUAUCAAAAUUAACGGCGACAUAUACUUAAAAAAAAGGAGGUAGUAUAUGUAUGGGGUACAUGUUGAAUGUACGCAUGGUUUGUGCAUUUGUAAUCGUUAUAAAGUAAGGGGAUGAUCCAUCUCCCGUCAUCGUUUUUGUUA
Oryza sativa Japonica Group (Japanese rice) is the source of this 1778-nucleotide messenger RNA. The record is from RefSeq and is a predicted model, not a curated record. Lineage: Eukaryota; Viridiplantae; Streptophyta; Magnoliopsida; Poales; Poaceae.